AUGGAUCGAAAGGAAGUUGUUGGAGCGGUCGUCCGGGUGGCCCUAGCCACGGCAACUUCGUGGCUGCUGGUUCGCUACCUUGUAAAGUAUUUGGAUCCUAAUCACACGGUUAAUGAAGAGAGCAAAAAAAAAGUGGCAAAAUUGUUCAAAGAGCUUGGAAUCGAUAGAGAAGUCGAGCUAUCGGAGCACGAAAUGCGCAUAGCCACGCAGUUUGUCGGCGGUGAAAAUGUCGGAGCCGAAUGGGAAGAAAUCGGUUAGAAUAUUGGGAGGGUUACGAGAAUUCUGAACAUUUCUAUUCAGGCGGUUGCGAAGAACUUGUCGCCGAGCUGAAGGACCGCAUCAUUCUGCCGUUGCGCUUCGCGGCUCAGGGCGGAAGCCAUCUUCUGUCGCCGCCACGUGGAAUUCUUCUGUACGGUCCGCCCGGAUGCGGAAAGACUCUGCUUGCGAAAGCUGUCGCCAGAGCAGCUGGAUGCAGGUAGAAAUAGCAUACAAACUUCUGCAGCAUCCUGAAAUGAACAAUUUAGAUUUAUAAAUCUCCAAGUGUCAAAUCUGACGGAUAAGUGGUACGGAGAAUCGCAGAAACUGGCAGCCGCUGUCUUUUCCGUGGCUCAAAAGUUCCAGCCGACGAUAAUUUUCAUCGACGAAAUCGAUUCGUUCCUCCGUGAUCGCCAAUCCCACGAUCACGAGUCGACGGCGAUGAUGAAGGCGCAAUUUAUGACGUUGUGGGACGGAUUUGCCAGUUCCGGAGAUCAGAUCAUUGUGAUGGGCGCCACGAAUAGACCGCGAGACGUCGACGCGGCGAUCCUUCGGCGAAUGACCGCACGCUUCAAGGUUCCGGUGCCGAACUCGAAGCAACGCAAUCAGAUUCUGAGUGUGAUUCUCAAGAAUGAACGACUCGAUGGGCGCGUGGAUUUAGAGAAAAUUGCGCUCACCGCGGAAGGACUUUCGGGCAGUGAUUUAAAGGAGGUUAGGGAAAAAGUUCUACGAGAAAAAAGAAGAAAGAAAAAUUUCAGGUGUGCCGAUUGGCUGUUCUCGCUCGAGCGAAGGCCACCGUGGCUUCUGGAGGAGACGUCACCGAUCUGGACCCUCUGGAGCACAUGGAUUUCGAGUCGGCCGUGCACAAAUACAUGCGAUCUCUUAAUCUGCUUGUUGAGGAAACUCUCGACUGA
Molecule: messenger RNA, 1169 nt
Organism: Caenorhabditis sp. 36 PRJEB53466
Lineage: Eukaryota; Metazoa; Nematoda; Chromadorea; Rhabditida; Rhabditidae
Source: the annotation of a GenBank genome assembly